Messenger RNA from Aspergillus homomorphus CBS 101889, 1050 nucleotides. RefSeq names its product adenylyl-sulfate kinase. Gene Ontology annotation, molecular function: adenylylsulfate kinase activity; ATP binding. The record is from RefSeq and is a predicted model, not a curated record. The transcript is spliced from 2 exons. Gene Ontology annotation, biological process: sulfate assimilation. Lineage: Eukaryota; Fungi; Ascomycota; Eurotiomycetes; Eurotiales; Aspergillaceae. The coding region runs from base 139 to 774 and encodes 211 amino acids.
GCCCUUUUCUCUGACUCCCCCUCCUCCUCCUCUUCUCUUUCUCUCUUUCUCAUUCUUUCUCUUCCUCUUGUAUCCCCAACCCUCCUUCAUAAGCAAUUCGAGUUCAUUACUUCCCCUCCCCCCUUAAUCCCUCACAAAAUGGCCACCAACAUCACCUACCACUCCAGCGCACUCACCCACACGGAGCGCAGCUCCCUGCGCAAGCAACAAGGCCUCACGAUCUGGCUGACGGGGCUAUCGGCGAGCGGCAAGUCGACGCUAGCGGUGGAGCUGGAGCACCAGCUGCUGCGGGACCGGGGCGUGCACGCGUACCGGCUGGACGGCGACAACAUCCGGUUCGGGCUGAACAAGGACCUGGGGUUCAGCGAGGCGGACCGGAACGAAAACAUCCGGCGCAUUGCCGAGGUGGCCAAGCUGUUCGCCGACAGCGCCAGCAUCGCCAUCACCUCGUUCAUCUCGCCCUACCGCAAGGACCGCGACACCGCGCGCCAGCUACACGAGGUGCCCACCCCCGGUGAGGCCACCGGCCUGCCCUUCGUCGAGGUGUACGUCGAUGUCCCCGUCGAGGUCGCCGAGCAGCGCGACCCCAAGGGCCUGUACAAGAAGGCCCGCGAGGGCGUCAUCAAGGAGUUCACCGGCAUCAGCGCCCCCUACGAGGCGCCCCUCAAGCCUGAGGUUCACAUCCGGAACCACGAGGUCCCCGUCCAGGAGGCGGUUAAGCAGAUCAUUGAUUAUUUGGAUCAGCAGGGGUAUUUGCCUCCCAAGUCGGCUUAGAUUUUGCGUCGAUUCGGGAAGCAAAAGGAGGGGGGUUGAUCAGGGUUGAAGAUAGAAUUUGAUUUUAGAUUGUUGUUGUUUCGUAUCUUGCAUAGAGUGCAGAUGGACAUACUACAUACUACACCCAGACAGAGGAUGGGGCUGGAUUUGAUUCUGUAUAUAUUUUCCAAACUUUUGAGACAGCUUACCGAUCUGAACUCAACACGCAGGGCUCAAGCAUGCAUUCGACUCUAUGUACGCUAUACAUAUCCACAGGGAAACCAGAAAACAAGAAGG